Messenger RNA from Cladocopium goreaui, 645 nucleotides. NCBI's taxonomy places the organism in Eukaryota, Dinophyceae, Suessiales, Symbiodiniaceae. The record is from the annotation of a GenBank genome assembly.
AUGGUCAUCCAGUUGUGCGUCUGCGAGAGUUGGAAACCGGAAGUGGAGGCCGUGGACGAUGCCCCGGGUUUUCCGGGCGACUGCCAGUUUGAUGUGAAGGUCAGCAGCAAGCCAGAGUUCAUCCUCUCUGAUGACAUUCCCAGUUUCGACGGAAACAACAAGAAGGGGCAAGGUGAAGAUGAAGGUGUUAUCCACACCGUUGGCUUUGAAACCAGGCAAAAGCGUAGGAAGACGCGGCAGGAGCUCGUGCAACGCUUCCUCCAGUUCUAUGGCUUUCCAGACCUUGACACCCCCAAGAGCGUUCGCCGUGAAUCGGGAGAGGAAGAGGUCUAUCCGUUGCAUAUGGCUGCCGAACUAGGGGAUGUUGCCGUCCUGGGCGCCCUGUUGCUGGCCCACGUGGAUCCCGAUCAGCGAAGCUCGUGGGACCGAACGGCCUACGAACUGGCUGUGCUGAACAACCGCAACCGCUCGCAUUUCGAAGCCAUCGAGUGCUUGCGAAGCCGCGACAAGUGGAGUGGCCAGAUGAGCUGGACCAUCCCGAAGUUGUCCGUGCACGAGUUCAAGAAGAUGCUUAAGGAAUCUCAGCUCAACGAGCCCAGCGAGCCCAGCGAGCUCAGCGAGCUCAACGAAUCUCAGUUGCCAUAG